AAGAAAAUCACUGAUUUUUCAUUUUAGAGUAGUUUUCGGAGACUCCACUUCUCAAAUCUGAACUAAGCCACUUAGUGCUCUGGAAAUUUGGCACAGAUCCCGCAAUUUUCAGACCGAAAUAAGGAUUUUCUUUGGGGAUUUUUGGUCUAUGUCCCGUACAAUGGGUGGUCAUGUUGCAUUGACACUCAGACGACUGAUCGUCUCCAUCCAACCCUGUUGGUCUUUCGUCAAGUCUUUUACGAACCGUUCACCAACCUUGGUCCGGUGUAUCGACACAAGGCAGAGAACGAUGUCUUAUACAAGUUCAUUGAACCUCGAUCAACAUUCCAUGCGGAAGGAAAAGAAAAAUAUGACGAUAUGUAUUGAAGGUAAUAUCGGGAGCGGGAAGACAUUGCUCCUGGAUCAUUUCUCAUCGCAGACUGGUGACGUCCAGGUCAUUCCUGAACCCGUUGAUGCAUGGAGAAAUGCCGAAGGUCACAAUAUGCUGGGCUUAUUGUAUAAGGACCCAUCCAGAUGGAGUUUUGCCUUUCAGUCUUACGUUCAGCUGACGAUGUUAGCCUCACACCAGGUACCUCACAUACACCCAAUUAAGAUGAUGGAGAGGUCUAUCUUCAGUGCCAAAUACUGCUUCGUGGAAAACCUCUACCGAAGUGGUCUGAUGUCUGAUGCGGAGUAUACCGUUCUUACGGAGUGGUUCAACUGGAUAAUUUCAACAUCAUACUGCAAUGUUGAUCAGAUAGUGUACCUACGGACAUCACCAGAGCACUGCUACGAACGGAUUCAGAUGAGACACAGGAAGGAGGAGGCGGGAAUCACGAAAGAUUACCUAACCAAAUUGCACGAGCUUUACGAAGAUUGGCUCAUCCAUGGCAACCAUUUUCCUCUUCCUGCUUCUGUAGUGGUUAUCGAUGCUAACAACUCAAUGGACCAAAUGUUGCAAUUUUACAAGGAGAACAAGGAACACAUUCUGCGUACGGAUCAAGAUAUGUGUAUUGUACAGAGAUGAUGAAACUCGCACAUUUCAGUCGAACUCGCCUCAGGAGAAGCUCUGGCCAGGAAUCAACAUCCAGACAGUGUAUGUAAGAUUCGCUUGGUGCUUUCAUCAAGGAACUCGUAUGGUGGCAUUUAAUGUCACUUCAGGAUUUUAUGUGAAAAAUAUGUGCCUGUUAUUCACAGGAUGGAUAUGCAAUAUCAGGGAAUGAUUGCGUCAUCAUCUAAUAUCACAACCUUACCCUUUUUCCACAUACUGUAAGAUGACAGCAGCUACUUUCGUAAAGUUGAUCUAAAGCAAAUCAGAUAGCUCUGUGAGUCGAACGUGAUCACAUGCAAUCACAAACUUUGAAUCGAUAUUUUGUGACAUCACCUCAUGCAGUAGACAUAGGUAUAUUGAAUUAGAUAUCAGUUAUGGUAGUUAGCUUGAAGGAGCAGCAUUCACAUAAAUAUUGACAGGGUUCUUGCCCUAGAGACGAAUUUGAAUGUUGAUAUCAAUUGCAAAUUCACACUCGAUUUUAAAGGUCAGGGCUGGUAUUCUGACGUCCAUUUUAUCUCAGAUAAAAUAAAAUAUUUUAUCUCCGUUAUAAUCAGUGAGAUAAAAUACCCUU
This is a messenger RNA of Lytechinus variegatus (green sea urchin), 1601 nucleotides long. It is a transcript of the gene tk2, whose product is annotated as thymidine kinase 2, mitochondrial-like. Gene Ontology annotation, cellular component: mitochondrion; cytoplasm. Gene Ontology annotation, molecular function: deoxynucleoside kinase activity. The record is from RefSeq and is a predicted model, not a curated record. The transcript is spliced from 7 exons. NCBI's taxonomy places the organism in Eukaryota, Metazoa, Echinodermata, Echinoidea, Temnopleuroida, Toxopneustidae. Bases 149 to 1006 code for a protein of 285 amino acids.